AUGAGCAACGACAAAUUGGUGAAGCUGUUUUCCCUAAACCUGGGUACCAAAGGGGUGGGGAAAAAUGAAAGGCCUUGCCCCAUGGGGGGAUCAGCACACGCUUCUAACGUGUCCCAUACAUCCAGUGGCGUAGAAAAGCAAUCGAAUAGCUUCUUAGGUUGGGGUUCAGCCAAAACGUCCACAAACGAUUCGUGUACCUCCAUAAAAAGUGAACAGCUAAAUCCGUAUAAGCGCGUAAACUCGCUAAGUGAGUAUGUGUAUAGAUUUAAGAAGCUGGCUCCUGAAGGGGGGACAACACGGGGGGGUAGCAAUAUAUUUAGGAAGUAUAACACGAACCGGCGGAAAACAAGCUCCUCGGAUUUGCGGGACCGCUCCAGUGUCCACCACGUCGCCAGUCACGUCGCCCGCCACAUCGCCGACCACAUCGCCGGCCACAUCGCCGGCCACAUCGCCCACCACAUCGUCGGGAACUACAAGACGUUCAAAUCGCAUAUGAGCAUAGAUACGUCCCCCUUGUGUUCUUAUUUGAAUACCAUUGGUCGGUUGGAAACGAAAGUGCGGAACGAGGGGACAGCUAUCCUGAGCAGAGUUGGAGGAACAUUGCUCCAGAGUAGGGAUCCACCCUUAGGCAAAACUGGUAGGGAGAUGACCAACCUGGGUAAGUUGAGAAAACAAAUCCGCAAGUGAAUGGACAAAAACGAAGUAAACGACUUUUUCAAGAUUGCCAUUGUGCACAACAGAGUGAUAAGCAGACAUAAACAAAACACAAAAAAAAAAGUGAAAAAAAUAUUUUACAAAAAUAGGAAAAUGUGCAUAAUUAUCCAAAUGAGUAAACAUAAAAGUAAAAAAUUAUGGAUAGAGUUAACAUGUAGUGAAAAUAAAACAUUGAUAAAAAAUUUACGACAAAAUAAAAAUUACAUAUAUAAUAAAAAAAUCAGAAAGUGCCUUUUUAAAUUUUUCCUGGACUAUAUCAUUUCUUUUUACUUUAUGAGGAACACCAACUGGGUGGAAGCAAGAAGGGGGCCCUUCAACCGUCAUGUGGAUACGCACAUGUUGCAGCUUGCGCUAACUAGCGGUUUUUACGGGGGGGUUUGCAGGGGGGUUAGCAGGUGGAUUAGCAGGGGGGUUAGCAGAGGCUUUAAAAGGGGUCCUGCGAACGGGGGUCCUACAAACGGGGAGCCAUUUUCCCCUUUUAAAAGUCCACACAAAAGUGAUGCACCAAAAAAAAAGAGAGAGCCAAACAACCACCAUGCAAAAAAUGAGCCAGUACAGGAACGCGUAACAAAGCCUUCCUACCUCUUAGCCACCCCAGACAGUAACGUUACAGUAGGCAGUGGCAACAUUUUAUUUCCAGGUUGCUACAUCAGCUCACAGAAGGGGAAGAAUAUUUACAUCGGAGACAACAACUUAUUUGAGGACAACAUAACUAUUAUCAAUUGUGCAAAUGCCGAUAUGUAUAUUGGUAAUUAUAACAUAUUCCGAUCCGGGACAUGCAUAGCAAAUGUCCCCACCAUAGGGGAUCAUAAUUACUUUGACUAUAAGUGCUCCAUAUCCAACGGCAGCGUUGGGUGUCGUUCAUUUAUUCGGGCCAACCUGUUUGGGGAAAAGAAGAGGGAUGGCAGCCUUCACCCCCUCAGGUAUCGCAACACUGUAAUGGACAUGUCCCCAGCAUUCGUCGAA
Molecule: messenger RNA, 1680 nt
Organism: Plasmodium cynomolgi strain B
Lineage: Eukaryota; Apicomplexa; Aconoidasida; Haemosporida; Plasmodiidae
Exons: 5
Coding region: 1-687 (228 amino acids)
Source: RefSeq, a predicted model, not a curated record